UAACUUAUUACAACAAUUGGGAUGAGUUCCUGAAGUCUGAAUACGACCUUCUUUUUAAAGCUCCUCUAUAUAUUCAUUUGAUUCCCUAUUUCCAUCUCACUUUCGAGAACUCUCUCUCUCCAGAAUAUUCUCUUUUUCCUGCUGGAAGUUGAGCUAGUACUUAUACAAAUAAUUUUGUGAAUAUUUUUUGCAAUUGUCAGCGUUGCAGUGCAAAUGGGGAGGCAUUCUUGCUGUUAUAAGCAGAAGUUAAGAAAAGGGCUUUGGUCUCCAGAGGAAGAUGAGAAACUUAUACACCACAUAACAACUUAUGGACAUGGCUGCUGGAGCUCUGUUCCGAAACUAGCCGGUCUUCAAAGAUGUGGAAAGAGCUGCAGAUUAAGGUGGAUCAAUUACUUGAGGCCUGAUUUGAAAAGAGGGACAUUCUCACAAGAGGAACAAAAUUUGAUAAUUGAACUGCAUGCAGUUCUUGGCAACAGAUGGUCUCAGAUUGCUGCUCAAUUGCCUGGAAGAACAGAUAAUGAAAUAAAGAAUCUUUGGAAUUCUUCCAUUAAGAAAAAAUUGAGGCAAAAAGGGAUUGACCCGAAUACUCACAACCCAUUUUCUGAAGUUGAAAAUUAUGAAGAAAAACCAUCUGCAAGCAGCAUCAAGAAUAAUCACCAGGAUCAGAAAACAUCAGACGGGUCCAGUGAACCAAUUUUUGUGGAAUCCAAGAACUGUAAUAACAUAGGAAUUACAGCAACUCAAAACGGAAAUCUAUCUUCUGUUGGAAUGGACCAUGAUUUUUUCCUUAACAGGUUCGUUGCUAACCAUGAAACCUCCACCACCAGCUGCAAGAAUUCUGAUUUAUCAAGGCUUCUAUCUUUCCAGCAGUUAAAUUGUGGUCCCAACACAACAAAUUUGUACUUCACUCCAAAUUCCACGACUUCGGCAAUGGCUAGGAACCCGUUGUCUCCACCCCGUACCAACUACGAGAUCACCCCAAGGCCUCCUUCAGUUCUCCCCUCGAUUCUUGCGCCUUUGAUAUGUAUAAAGCCUAACGUGAAUCAGCCUUCGGAUAGUUCCAUAAGCCCUUUUGGUGUAAACAAGUUUCAGAAUACGGAUUUCUUUGAGAACAAUGGUUUCCCAUGGGGAAAAUCAGAGGAAUUAGAAAGUCAUAUUCACGCAUCAGAAGCAGAAAUUCCACAAGAUAUUAAGUGGAAUGAGCAUCUUCAGACUCCAUUUUUACUGAACAAUUCUAUUCAGAAUCAAACACAUUUGGCUACAGAAGAUUCAGUAAGUGCUGCUAAUUGGCAUUCAAAUCAGCUGCAACAACCGUUACAAUCAGCAGAAGUAUACAGCAAACAUCUUCAAAUGCUUUCUGCCUCAUUUGGACAGUUUUCUUAGGUUAUUUUUCAACCCCUAAAGGCUGCUAAUUCAACAGUUGUGUGCUUAUAAGUUUUAUUCUCACUUUGUACAUAAGGAACUAGAUAUACAGACUUCUCAACUUCUUGAUACCAAUAUUUUGAUAGAAAACUUGUUCCUGUUUCAAUUUCGAUUCAUCUUUUGUUGUAAGGUUUA
Olea europaea var. sylvestris is the source of this 1557-nucleotide messenger RNA. Its product is annotated as transcription factor MYB61-like. Bases 214 to 1383 code for a protein of 389 amino acids. The record is from RefSeq and is a predicted model, not a curated record. NCBI's taxonomy places the organism in Eukaryota, Viridiplantae, Streptophyta, Magnoliopsida, Lamiales, Oleaceae. The transcript has 3 exons. Gene Ontology annotation, biological process: regulation of stomatal movement.